AUGGCAACGGUCGCCGCCACCCAACAGGCCUUUGCGCCGGUCCUCACGGCUAUGACGACUAUGCGCGAUGGUGAGAGAGAGCAGAAGAAACAGGCACAUCAGUUCUUAGAGAGCUUCCAGAAAUCGGUGCGUCGCAUCAUUGGGGAUACACACAAGAGGGGAUUUUCAAGGAACUUUGUCGCUGACAGUUUCUACAGAGCGAAGCAUGGCAAAUGACUAUUGGAAUCCUGAAAUCUACGGCUGAUGUUGAGGCCAAGCUGUUCGCUGCUACAACGUUGAGAGGAAAGGUAGGUGGGACUGAUGACCCAUAUUCCACCUGCUAAUUUGGUAGAUAACAUACGAUGCCAAUCAAAUACCUGCCGAUGCUCUUCCUGCGCUCCGAGACCAGAUCCUGGAACUUCUUAAAGAAUUCGCAGCCGGUCCACGACCAAUCCGAAUCCAACUAUGCGUGUGUUUGGCCACCUUGGCUAUUCAAAUGACGGGAUGGAAAGAUGUGGUGCAAUUAGUGGGCACAACUUUGGGCGCCUCUACUGAAAGUCACGCCUGUAUUCUCGAUUUCCUAAAGGUUCUUCCCGAAGAGGUCACCGAAGGACGAAAGAUCAAUUUGACAGUAUGUGGGCCGAAAUACACCAUCCCGCGAGCAUCUGUAACGACGUUUGGUUGGGGAGAGAUUAGCGUAUAAGAGUCUAAUGCGUACAAUUAGGAAGAUGAGCUAUUUCAAAGAACACAGGAGUUACUGGGAGAUAACGCGACCCUGGUUGUACAACUUCUUAUCAACUAUACUCAAUCAUCCGGUAUGUUUUCCCUCUUCAUUCCAUGAACCACAUACUAAAUCCAUGCAGAAUCGGCUUCCACGAAUCCACAAUUCCUCGAAGUUAUCACAUCCUGGCUUCGGGAGGUACCGGUGGGGGAUGUUGUCAACUCCCCACUUCUAGACAUUAUAUUCAAGGCAUUGGAUUCAGAUAGAUCUUUUGAGGCUGCGACGGAUUGUUUGUGUGCAAUUUUCAAAGAGACACGUGAGGUCGACGAGUACCUCUCCACUAUUCAGGUUCUUUUGCCUCGUGUUGUUGCACUUCGUCCUCGUAUACGACAAGCCGCGGCAGAAGGAGAUGCUGAUGCGGAUCUUUACAAAGGAUUGACUAGAAUCUUUUCAGACGCUGGGGAAGCAUGGGUGGUUUUGAUUGCUCGUGAACCUGUGGCUUUCCGACCACUUGUGGAAGCGGUCUUGGAGUGCGCAGCUUUGGACUCAGACCGGGAUGCCGUUGCUCUGACUUUUAACUUCUGGUAUGAGUUGAAGCUAUACCUUGCCGUCGAGAUUUAUAUCCAAGCCCGGGUCCAGUACGUCGACGUAUUUUCAAGUUUGGUCGACAUAAUGCUCAAGCAGCUGGAAUUUCCUGCCGAAACUCCAGGUGAAACGGAUCUUUUUGAUGGAGAUCGUGAAGCUGAGGAAAAUUUCCGAGAGUUCCGACACCAUAUGGGAGAUGUGUUGAAGGAUUGUUGCGAAAUUAUGGGAGUGACGGAAUGUCUCUCCAAGGUUCUGGAUCGUAUAAAAACAUGGAUGGGGGCUUAUGCAGGUCAAGCAACAGCCAACUCUGUUCCCCACUGGCAACAACUCGAAGCACCUCUGUUCAGCAUGCGGGCGAUGGGCAAAAUGGUUGACAAAGAUGAAGAUAUCAUUUUACCACAGAUCAUGCCUCUAAUUGUUCAGAUCCCUCAUCAUGAAAAAUUGCGAUUUGCUACAAUCAUGGUCUUGGGUCGCUAUACGGAAUGGACUUCAAACCAUCCGGAACUUUUGGAAUCCCAGUUCACGUAUAUCGUCUCGUCAUUUGCAACCGACUCCAAGGAAAUUAUUCGGGCGGCAGCUAUGUCUAUGAAGUACUUUUGUACAGAUUGCAAACACUUUCUGAGUGGACAGGUGGUACAACUGCAACAGUUCUAUGACCAGACUCUUGACAGUCUCCCAGGUAUCAGUCAAGAAGAACUGACUGAUGGAGUUGCAAAUGUUGUCGCAGUUCAACCGCCCACCCAAACUUUCGAACUCCUCAAGCUUUAUUGUGACCCUUUGAUGACUAGAUUGAUGGCCAAGGCCAACGCAGCUACAGACGAUGAAGGAAAGCUCGCGGUCGCAGGUUCGUACAUAUUCUUGUAAUCUUUCCCGGUCCUAGCUAACCUGUCAUAGACCACAUGCAGUUAAUCACAAUUUUCAUCCAGAAUGUGAAGCCAUACGUUGAGCCCGGACAGGAAAAUCCUGCUGUCAAGUAUUGCCAGGAGAUCUUCCCUAUUCUAUCCACCAUAUUGGACACCUUUUCAACAUUUACACCAAUUUGUGAACGUAUCUGCCGUUGCUGGAGACAUAUGGUUCUCUCAUAUCGUACUGCAACCAGUCCCCUCCUGCCUCAAAUGGCAAACAAACUUGCUAGCGGAUUUUCUACGUCGAAGCAGGGGUGUUUCCUCUGGGCUACGAGCGCUAUCCUCAGAGAAUUCUCGGAAGAUCGGGAACAUGUGGAUGAAAAUACUACCGAGUCCAUAUAUUCUUUCUUUGAGGUUCAAUCGAGAAACAUGCUUCAGACAAUGAGCGAUUUGCCACCACAAGACUUGCCUGAUGUUAUCGAGGAUUUCUAUCGUCUAUUAGUGGAUGCGUUACUCUAUUACCCACACAAGUUGAUUGGCUCCGAUAUUUUCGCGCCUAUCUUGCAAGCCGCUGUAGCAGCACUGUCUCUCCAGCAAAGAGAGCCCCUUACUGCAACCCUCCACUAUAUUCGAGACGUUAUUGGGUAUGGGGGUGACAAUCCGCCAAGCUCAAGCAGAAGCCCAAAUCCAAUUGAGAUUCAAAAUGCGGUAAAGGCACUUUUGGUCGCCAAUGGCGAGCACCUUGUGAAGUCAAUCUUGGCUGGUAUGAUGAUUACUUUCCCGGAUGACUGCUUCACAGAUGGUAGCGGUGCGCUUUUGGGCCUAUUCGAAAUAUUGCCUGAGCAGACAGCUUUGUGGGUUGACAAGACAGUCCGCUUGCUUCCUGCUGGUACUGUUCGUGAGGCAGAAAUUGAUCGGCUUAUGUCGGGGAUUCAGGAACGUCUGGCGCUCGGGAAGGAUGGUUUCCGCAAGGUCCGCAGUCUUCUGCAAGAUUUUACAAACGCCUAUCGAAGACGAUAUGUCGCCCCUAGGGAUGGAUUAGGCAGUCUGGAGGCGGAGAGAUUCCAUUACCAGGCCUGAUAGCCUCCAACCCGAGAGGAGAAUUUAUACCCCCUUUACUGAUAAUCUCUCCUCCGUUCCAUAUUUGGUUUUUCAGUUUAGUCCUUUUCUUUUAUGUUGGGUUUGGUUUGUUGCAUGGCAUAGCGAUGGAGAUUGGUCAAAUCUCAAGGGUGUGAGUUUAGAGGCUUGGGUUUUUCGGCCUAUUGUGGAGGAUGAACGGGUUGGGUUGGCUUGGCUUGGAAGCGUGAAAAAAGAUAUAUCGUAGGUGGUUGGUUGGUAUGAUGGGAAGAGGGAUGGAUGAAUGGAUGAAUGGAUGAAUGGAUGAAUGAAUGGAUUGAUGGGUGAGAGGCAUAUUUGAGCGUAUACAUGGAACUGAAUGGAUGGAGUUACGGAGGUGAUAUCUUGUUUUCUCCUUUCAACCGUUCGUUUCUUUCGCUUUUACUUCUCAAGAGAAGAUGAGAUAUCGUGGCGACAGGUAGGAAGUGAAAGCAGAAAUGGAAAAAUUAUAUUUGGACAUUGUAGUACCGGUAGUCAAGAUUUUUCAUUCCAUGAGUCUGCGGUAAUAGAGGUGUUAUAUUUCCUUAAUCAAGGGAGGAAGAAAAGGAC
Messenger RNA from Hymenoscyphus albidus, 3795 nucleotides. The record is from the annotation of a GenBank genome assembly. Lineage: Eukaryota; Fungi; Ascomycota; Leotiomycetes; Helotiales; Helotiaceae.